AUGUCCCUGCUCGUGGGCUGCGAGGACGGCUCCGUGCAGCUCUUCCACGUGGUGCCCGGCGGCGUGCAGUACGAGCGCAGCCUCGAGCGGCAGCAGGGACGCGUCCUCUGCCUGGCCUGGCACCCCUCGGGCGCCCGCAUUGCCACCGGCUCCGUCGACCACCUGCGCGUGCUGGACGUCGCGUCAGGCCGCGCCGUGCAGCGCAUCAUGGUGAACUACCACACGCCGAAGGGCAAGGCGCCCGAGUGCGUGGUGUGGAGCGUCGCCUUCCUGGCGAGCGGCGCCGUGGCCAGCGCCGACUCCUUCGGCCGCCUGCAGUUCUGGGACUGGGACACGGGCACGCUGCUGGAGUCGCAUGCCGUGGGCGCCUCCGCCGCGCUCUCGCUGGCCGUGUCCGAGGAGGAGGACAGCAUCGUCGUGGGCACCUCGGCGGGGGCCACCUACCAGUUCCAGCUGCUGCCAGUGAAGAUGGGCAGCCAGGAGAAGCGCUGGGUGCGGACGAAGCCCUUCCAGUACCACACGCACGACGUGCGGGCCGUGGCGCACAGCCCCACGGCGCUCAUCUCCGGAGGCCUGGACGGGCAGCUCGUGAUCCGGCCGCUCAUGGAGCGCGUGCAGAAGAAGGGCUACGAGGCGGUGCUGCGGAAAUUCACCUUCCCGCACCGGCGCCUCGUCUCCUGCGCCAGGAAAGCCCGGCUCCUGCUCUUCCAGUUCUCGCAGCACCUGGAGCUCUGGAGACUUGGCUCYACCAACGAAAGCGGAAAGGACGGCGAGGUCCUCCCCGUGUGCCGUGUGCCCGAGCACCUCGUGCAGCUCAAGAGCAAGGGUCCGGAGCACAUCUACUGCAGCUGCGUUUCGCCCUGCGGCGGCUGGAUCGCCUACUCCACAGCCUCCCGCUUCCACCUCUACCGCGUGCGCUACAAGGGKGAUGGCGUCAGCAUCGAGAAGGUCCCCAACGUGCCCAAGCUGCCGCUCCCGGCCUACCAGCUCCAGUGCUCCGCUGACUCCAGCAGCCUCUUCGUGGCCUCCGAUGAAGGCUCCGUGCACGUGCUGCAGCUCCUGGAGCCGGGUGGCUGCAAACUCCUGCACACGCUUCGCCCRCCCUCAGGGACCCCCGAGGCCGUCUACCUGUUGGCGCCGAGCGCRGACGGGAACUGGCUGGCUGCAGCCAGCGGGGACUGGGAGAUCCACGUCUACAGCCUGAAGCGCUUCAAGCAUCACUGCACAGUGCCCACGUACAGCUGUGCCGUGACUGCCCUUGCCAUCCACCCUGUGACCAACAACCUCGUCAUCGCCUACGCGGACCAGCAGCUGUUCGAGUUCAGCAUCCCCGAGAAGCAGUACACGGCCUGGAGCCGCACGGUGCAGAAUGACGGGCUGCACAAGGCCUGGCUCGAGAGGGACUCGCCCAUCACCCACAUCGCCUUCAACCCCAAGAACCCCUCGCACAUCCUGCUUCACGACGUCUACAUGUUCUGCAUCCUCGACAAGUCCCUGCCCCUGCCCGAUGACAGUGCCUCGCUGAUGAACCAGAGCGCCCUGAAGCAGCUCCCGGCGACGGCCAGGAAGAGACAGCUCCACGCCUUCAAGAUCUGCAAGAAGUUCCAGCCUCUGCUCUUCGCCGAUCUGCUGGACGAGAACUGCCUGGUGAUGGUGGAGCGGCCCAUCAUGGACAUCAAGACCCAGCUGCCACCAGCCAUCCAACAGAAGAAAUUUGGCACCUGAGAGCAGGACAAGCUGCUCCUGCCACACAGACUGUUGCU
Molecule: messenger RNA, 1763 nt
Organism: Nothoprocta perdicaria
Lineage: Eukaryota; Metazoa; Chordata; Aves; Tinamiformes; Tinamidae
Gene: UTP4
Product: UTP4, small subunit processome component
Exons: 15
Coding region: 1-1725 (574 amino acids)
Biological process (GO): maturation of SSU-rRNA from tricistronic rRNA transcript (SSU-rRNA, 5.8S rRNA, LSU-rRNA)
Cellular component (GO): t-UTP complex; 90S preribosome; small-subunit processome
Molecular function (GO): protein binding; RNA binding
Source: RefSeq, a predicted model, not a curated record